UUCCGAAAUACAAAAAAUAAUGAACAUCAAUUCUAUCUUAAUUAAUGAAUGAACAAACAUAAAUCUCCCACAAAAGUAUGACACUUGUGCGUGGGUUGUGAUUCAAAUUAUCUAUCUACUUCCUGAUGUAAGUUCAAUUACAGUAUGGCUCUUCUGGUAUCAGUUGAGUAAUAAAUUCUCCAAAAGUUUAAACGAAAAUAAAUCAUUAAUUUUCAACGUUUUUACGCCCAGGAUAAAACUUCUUAACACUGAUUACAAUCAUACCUCUUCUUGGUGUUACGAUCUUCUCGUUACCGAGUUUAUUUUCAACAUACAAAUAAGGGAGUUUCAUGCAAUGAUGGAUUUGAGAAAGGGAUGGAUAUUAAAUCUAUACAGUAUGUUAUUCAUUAAUUUUGAUUCGUUCUUAGAAUCAUUUGCCAAGGAAUGUGCUGAAUGCGAGAACGAAUGUGCUUUAUUGAUGACUAUUAAUGAAUGCUAUUGCCAACGCACAGUGUUCUAUCACACAGAUCGAAGAUGGGACGGUUGGCGAGGAAGAUAUACAGAGGUUGCAGCAGGCGUUUCACAUGCAUAUGUAGAUUGUUUCAAUUUUGUUAUCAGUGAAGGUUUCCUGCUUAGUGGCAGCACUUGCCCUGAAAACCCCUGCCAACAUAUAACCUUCUUCCACAGUAAUAUAUCAACAGUACCUUUCAAUUUCUUCAAAAAAGCAUCACAUUUGGUAGAAAUUUAUUUGAACAGCUCUGGAGUUCAGAAUUUACAAGUGGGUGCCUUCACAGGCCUCAACGAUCUCCAAAUAUUACAACUGGAGUCUAACCAGUUAUCAAAGAUAAAAGCUGGUUGUCUGACCACUUUAUCAACUCUCAAAACACUAGAUUUUCACAACAAUAAAUUGAAAACGAUAGAUGAUGAUGCUUUUAUUGGCUUGAUCUCUUUAAAAUACCUUGAUUUAAGCAAAAACCAACUUACUUCCUUAGCACAUCAGCUAUUAAAUCCAUUGGUGAACCUCAUGUACUUGAUAUUAUCGCAUAAUUUUAUUAGUGUUUUGAAUUUCAGUAUUGAAAAAUUAAACAAGCUAGAAUCUCUAUACUUGAAUCAUAAUAGCAUAGAAACUAUCGAGGAGUGUAUUUCAUAUUCCAAUGUUAAUUCAUUAUACUUGCAAAACAAUGUUAUUUCUUCUUUGAAACAAUCCUGCUUUCCCUAUGCAGUUUCAAAUUUAAACCUAGCUUACAACUAUCUCAGUAGUUUGGACUUUUUUGGAGAUCUUAAAUCCCUGAGAACAUUAAACCUGUCUAAUAAUCAGAUAAACAAGAUACCAAUAGAUGCGUUCGAAAAAUUAAGCAACCUCCUAAAAUUGGAUUUAUCACAGAACGAUAUACACCAAUGCAAAACUGGAAUUUUCAGCGCAGUGAAAAACAUAGAAUACCUAAACCUCAGCAGAACAAACUUGAAUGACACGGGUCCACAUGUUUUUAUUCCAUUGAACAACCUAAAAAUCCUAGAUAUUAGUUAUAACAACUUGAACCAUUGGAAUGAGGAUUGGUUGAUACAUUUUGAUCAUUGUGAAAAAGUAUUUUUGGGUGGAAAUAGUUUUUCUUGCGAGGACGUUUCUUCUAUGUUCAAACAAUCAAAAAUGAAGAAUUUUUCUCUAGUAUAUGAAGCAAAUUAUACGGUUGAAAAUAUAAACGGUCUUCCAUGUGCAUAUAUUGAGGCAAUGUCAAAAAGUACUAUUUUAACAACAACUGAUUCUUUUGUUUCGAAUUGGAAAAACUCGAGAACACAGAUCAACAAUCUCUCAGAAACUCUUGAAAAAUUUUUGUUACACCAUUCAGCAACAGGGCAAACGAAACUCGAAAACUUGAAAGAGAACAUAAAAAGCUCCCUCAAAUCUUUAAAUAACUCAAUUAAAUUUGAAUUUCUCAGUUUCAAUAAAACCUUAUAUGAAUAUUUAAACAUGAUGGGAAACAAUAUGUCCAAAGGUGACCAAAGUCUCGAAUAUGAAAAGUCCAUUACUAAAAACGAACAUCCUUUUCUAAACAAUUCUAUAAUAAUUAACAUGGAAAAAAAAAUAGCAUCCUCCUUGUCGCAACUCAGAUUUUUCAUUGUUAUGGGAUUCUUAAGUUUUGCCUGUUUAUCUGCUAUUGUGAAAAUUAUAACCUGUUGUUUAGCUACAAGGAGAAUAAACAGUUUUGAAAUGGGUCAAGAACUGACUUUUCUAUCGAGAUGAGAACGAAAACAUAUUUUGGUCCUAUUACCCGAAAAUGAAUGCAAUUACCACCUAUAGUUUUAUAAUUGUAUUUAUAAUUUUCUCUUAGUUAAGUGAUGAAAUUCUUUUCAGUUUGUUUCAAUAUUAAGAACAUAAUCAGUUCAUUAUUUUAUGCGUUUUUAAUAUUUAUUUGAAGAAAAAUGUUAAUUUUACAUGAAUUCAAUGUUUCUUAUUUUUUCCUCUGUCAUGAAAUAUUAUUAUUCUUAUUAAUAAAUUGAAAUAUCCAUCCACAAGAUGUUAAUAUUAGUUGUUAAUAUCAAAUAUAAUAAUAUAUCAAA
Harmonia axyridis is the source of this 2538-nucleotide messenger RNA. RefSeq names its product toll-like receptor 13. The record is from RefSeq and is a predicted model, not a curated record. Bases 335 to 2221 code for a protein of 628 amino acids. Gene Ontology annotation, molecular function: protein binding. NCBI's taxonomy places the organism in Eukaryota, Metazoa, Arthropoda, Insecta, Coleoptera, Coccinellidae. The transcript has 2 exons.